AAUAUUUCUAUGGAAAUCAUUUUGAAGGAUUUGGGAAGCUAAUUGAGGAGCACUUAUGCCAUAGAAUGUAAACAGAAACAAGUUAGUUAUUUGACUGCAAGCAUUGUCUUCAGCCAGGAGUUAAAAAAUCUUGUUAGACAAAAGAAAAGGGCUGGUGCCUAUGGCUUGCAAAUCGAAUCUAUUAGAACAUUGCAUAACCUCCCCCUCCUCUUCUGCUGUGUACUAUCAAAGAAAUACUAUCAUGCCGUGUUCACUUGGAUGAAAUGGAAUGGAAUUUGUACUCUAUUUGAAAUUUAUUUGUAAUUUUUUAUUCCAUUUUAUCCAAGUGAAUGCAACCUUAGUGGCUUCCUGAUGUUGAUCAAGCACUUCUCUGCAUUAAUAUUACACAGAUAUAUUGACUCAAUCGAUAUGAAGAAAUUAUUAUGUAUGCUCUUUUUGUUCAGAUCAUUUUAUUGUAUUUCUUUGUUAUUAGCUAAUUAGGAAAGGACUUAUAAAACAAAUCACACAAGGUUAUAUCCGCAUUGACUCAGGGAGUCAGGGUGCGAGCUGUCAGAAAACAAGCUAUAACUCUACUACCUCUUUUUCCUUUUUUUUUCCUCUUUCCAAAACGUUAAUGCUUUUUCCUAAAUUAUAAGAUAUAAAUGAUUAAAAUUUCUAAAAAACCCGAACAUAUUACCCGACCAUUCAGCCUACCUUGAUUGAGAAAUCGAUUCAACUUUACCUUCUCGAUGGCAAAGUCUCUUGACGAUUGUCCUGAAGAAGUUGUUACCAAAACACUUCUCCGACUUGAGGUAAAAUCAUUGCUCCUGUGCAAAUCUGUCUCCAAGACAUGGUUGUCAAUAAUCUCAGACCACAAUUUCGUUAGAUCUCACCUCAGCCGUGCCGUCGUAGCUUCCUCGAGUAAUCCCACACUACUCAUUAUUAAAAAUCUGCAUCGCGAUUAUGGUACUAUUGACGCUAAUGUGCAACAGCAAAGCCGAGGACAACUAAUGGAAUUAAAUGUGCCCGACUUUCCCAUACGGGUUAAUUAUCUUAUUCUUCCAGAUGCGUUAGAGGUAUAUUCAGUUGUUGGUUCCUGUAAUGGCAUUAUCUGUCUAAAUUGUGUAGUUCGUAAUUUUCUCGCCCUUUGGAAUCCAGCCACAAGGCAGUGCAAGGAAAUUUAUGGUCCAUUUCAAGAACCAUUUGAAAAUAAUGUAGGGUUUGGUUAUGAUUCCGUCUCAAAUGACUACAAGAUCAUUAAGAUUGUGGAGAAAACUGGGUCUGUUGAUAUACCAGUAGUCCUGGUGUAUUCCACAAAUGCUACUUGUUGGACACAAUUGAAGGUGCCUAUUCUGAAAAAUGAGAAGGUAUGCGGCAAAAAUAUUAUUUUCAUGAGUGGGGUAGUGUAUUGCGCUUUAAACAAUAAGCUAUUCUUAGUUGAUUUGCACAAAGAGGUUGUUGGACUAGUUCCAUUCCCUAAAUCUACGGGACAACGGGGGUCGGAAAUUAUGGAUUUUAAUGGUUCUGUUGCUUGUGUCUUUUUUGACAAUGGAUCUGGAGCUAAUCUAUGGACAUUGGAUGAUGUUUCUGGAAAGAUGUGUUGGACUAAAAAAUUCAGUCUUGAGACUAAUAAUAUAUGGCUAUCUUGUUACUUGGGUGCAGGAAAGUUUUAUGGUAAAGUACUAUGUCAAAAUGAUCAGGUAUUGUACGACUAUGAGAAGAAAAUUGUUAAAUUUUAUCAAAUUCAUGGACGUAUAAAUAGUUUUGUAGCUCUGAAAUACAUAGAGACGCUUGUUUCACUGGACGGUUUUAAACAGGUGGAGAAAAUCCAAAUUAGUCAUCCUCAUGGGAAAACAAUAUAGAGGAUACCAUACUUGACCAAAAGCUAUUGCUGGGCAAAGUUGCUGGUAUCUUUGUUUGGUUUAAGCUGGAAGAACCUAAACUUCUGUUUUAUACUUUUUAAGUAUUUGAGUACAUUUACUAAAUUGUAUCCUCGCAAUGGAUGGAUUUCUUGCCUUGUAACAGAUGUUAAUGGUUGUGUUUGUUUAAUCAUGGAUGCAAUCUCCUGUACCUGUCCAUGAAUUUCAAUUCUGAACUUGAGAUUUUGGCAGCA
Daucus carota subsp. sativus is the source of this 2092-nucleotide messenger RNA. RefSeq names its product F-box/kelch-repeat protein At3g23880-like. The transcript has 2 exons. Gene Ontology annotation, molecular function: protein binding. The record is from RefSeq and is a predicted model, not a curated record. Bases 729 to 1841 code for a protein of 370 amino acids. NCBI's taxonomy places the organism in Eukaryota, Viridiplantae, Streptophyta, Magnoliopsida, Apiales, Apiaceae.